Molecule: messenger RNA, 1347 nt
Organism: Populus trichocarpa (black cottonwood)
Lineage: Eukaryota; Viridiplantae; Streptophyta; Magnoliopsida; Malpighiales; Salicaceae
Product: bifunctional pinoresinol-lariciresinol reductase 2
Exons: 4
Coding region: 220-1161 (313 amino acids)
Molecular function (GO): oxidoreductase activity
Source: RefSeq, a predicted model, not a curated record
ACUAUUAAAUAAAUCCUUGCAGAAUUUUUUUUUUAUUAUUUUUGUUAGGAAAAGUUUCCUCCCAGGCUAAACUAGGAAGCAACGGUAACCCCAUGUUUGUUUAAACAUUAUCUGCUUGGACUCAAGGCUACUACUUUAUAAUGGCAUGAGGGAGGGUCAUGUACCAUCCCACGAGAGAGAGAUCAGGUAGAGAGAGAAUAAGCGAGAGAGAGAAAUCAGAUGGAGAUCAAAAGCAAAGUGCUCGUUAUAGGGGGGACUGGGUACCUGGGAAAGAGGCUGGUGAAGGCAAGUUUAGGUCAGGGCCAUGAAACAUACGUAUUGUAUAGGCCAGAGAUAGGUGUUGAUAUUGAAAAGGUUCAAAUGUUACUGUCAUUCAAGGAGCAAGGAGCCCAUCUUGUGCAAGGUUCCUUUAAUGAUCAGCGAAGCCUUGUCGACGCGGUUAAGUUAGUUGAUGUAGUUAUCUGUGCAGUUUCCGGUGUCCAUAUCAGGAGCCACCAAAUCCUCCUCCAACUCAAGCUUGUUGAUGCUAUCAAAGAGGCUGGAAAUGUUAAGAGAUUUUUGCCCUCCGAAUUCGGCACUGACCCUGCAAAAAUGGAGAAUGCUAUGGAACCUGGACGGGUUACAUUUGACGAUAAAAUGGUAGUUAGGAAAGCAAUUGAAGAUGCUGGAAUUCCCUUUACAUAUGUUUCUGCAAACUGCUUUGCUGGAUACUUUCUUGGAGGUUUAUGUCAACCUGGGCACAUCAUUCCUUCAAGGGAACAUGUAUCCAUACUGGGAAACGGAAAAGAAAGAGCAAUUUAUGUUGAUGAAGAUGACAUUGCCAUGUACACUAUCAAGACCGUAGAUGACCCUCGGACCCUGAACAAGACAUUGUACAUUAGGCCACCCAACAACAUACUGUCUCAAAGAGAAGUAGUUCAGAUAUGGGAGAAACUCAUCGGGAAAGAGCUGCGUAAAUCUACAAUUUCCUCGGAAGAGUUCCUGGCUUGCAUGAGAGAACAAGAUUAUGCUGAGCAAGUUGGAUUGACACAUUACUACCAUGUUUGUUACGAGGGAUGCCUUACAAAUUUUGAAAUUGGUGAUGAAGGAGAGGAAGCUUCGGAGCUUUAUCCAGAAGUCAAGUACACCACGGUGGAGAAGUACAUGAAACGCUAUUUAUAAUUCUCCAAUUUGUAUAUUUGUAAUUCUGUUUUUCUACUUCUUAAGAUGACGAGAGCAGGUUUCAAACUCAAGGCCUGCUUCUUCUUCUUCCAUGCUUUUCAAGAGUGAACUACCAUAAUUGGAAACCUGUGUAAUUUAUUGCUAUAAUUAAUGCCAAGUACCUUUGUUCUGUGUUUUUUAAAAGAA